Messenger RNA from Rhinocladiella mackenziei CBS 650.93, 246 nucleotides. RefSeq lists its product as uncharacterized. Bases 1 to 246 code for a protein of 81 amino acids. NCBI's taxonomy places the organism in Eukaryota, Fungi, Ascomycota, Eurotiomycetes, Chaetothyriales, Herpotrichiellaceae. The transcript is spliced from 2 exons. The record is from RefSeq and is a predicted model, not a curated record.
AUGGUGGCGCCAUUUGACAACCUUGACCACACCAACGCCUUCCAGCGAAUCAUCAACGGAACCCCGUUAUCUACGAGCCCAAACGCUCGGCCGUCAUCAAACUACGGAAAACAGUCAGGUGUGACUGCCACUGCCUCAUACAAAGAACCUGACUCUAGUUACACCACUCUAGCAGUGCCCAGCACCACUACUUCUGCUGCAGCGAGUCCUUCUACAGGCCAUCGUGCUCCUCCAACGGCUCCCUAA